This is a messenger RNA of Pimephales promelas (fathead minnow), 3419 nucleotides long. RefSeq names its product C-type lectin domain containing 11A (gene clec11a). The record is from RefSeq and is a predicted model, not a curated record. Gene Ontology annotation, biological process: ossification. NCBI's taxonomy places the organism in Eukaryota, Metazoa, Chordata, Actinopteri, Cypriniformes, Leuciscidae. Gene Ontology annotation, molecular function: growth factor activity.
GUGGAGACAGAACUCAGCUGGUAAUGAGACGUUCAUCAUUUUCCUGUCAUUCGGCCAUCGUUGACUUCAACAGAACAACAUGUUUCCAUAGGACAAAAGUACUGACGAAGGUGUUUGUUUAAAAAAAGUGUAGUCUUAAGCAAGAAAAUGAAUGUUUAGUUCAAUGUUUAUGUAAGGGAGAACAGAGCUGAGUCAGUAAAACUGCCUUGUUAGCACAAAGAAUAGAAGUGGGAGGAAUGUGUUUGGAUAAAAAAGCUCAGGAUAAAGCAGCUGAAAGAAGGAAAACAGAAAGGAAGAAAAAGGAAACUUUCAGACAAGGUGAAAGGAGGAGGAGAAGCGUCCGACAGCUGCAGAGAGGGAGGAGAGAAAAACAAAACAGAGCUGUAAAGAGGUGAACGAGAGAAGGUUGAAAGCAAUGUGAACCGGAGAAGGUUGCUGUUGAAUGAACAUUAGGAGCGACAUCUGGGUCUGUAUAUAUACAAAAAGACAGAGAGCUGUCUGGAAAGAAGGAAGUGAAGCGAUUUGAAGUGGAGAUGAUUCCAACCGUGAUUCUGGCGGCUGUAGUGGGCUUCAGCGCUCUGUCCUCCUGCGACAGCACCACCGGAUCGCCCGUCACAACAGCUGAUCUCACUCAGGCGAGAGAGUUCAAUGAGGAGUCAGUUAGAGGGCGAGGGGACACUCCUGACAUCAUCGAACCUGAACCCACCACUGCCGUCUCCGACAUGGAGAGCACGUACAACUACAUAUUGUCUAGACUGGCAGCGAUGGAUCAGGCCAUCCACAGGCUUAAUGUGGGACAUUACACAUUGGACAUUAAAGUGACACAACUGCUGGAAAGAGUGUCACGUCUUGACACUAGACUAGGUGACAAUGAGGAUGCCAUUAAACAGGUCUCGUCUUACUGCAAGGACAACCGCAAAGAGAUUGGACGACUAGAGGGCUGUCAGAAAGGCCGUAAAAUGGGUUACAAAUGCGUUUUGGCAUAUCGUGUGUAUGAGACCUACGCAGACGCAUCCCAGAAGUGUCAGGAGCGGGGAGGACGCAUGGCUAUGCCACGAGAUCGAAAGGAGCAGGAAGCUUUGGCUGAAUAUGUGAAAUCAGUUUUCCACGGAAACUGGCCUGUGUGGCUUGGGAUUAACGACCAGCGCUCCGAAGGCCUCUACCUAUUUGAGGACACAACCCGUGUCACUUACUUCCAAUGGAGGAAGCACUUCCUGUCAAGCCAGCCAGAUGGUGGGAAACGAGAGAACUGUGUAGCCAUGUCCUCAGAUGAUGGAGACUGGUGGGAUACCUACUGUGACAGGCGCAUGUAUUAUCUGUGCGAAUUUGACGUUUGACCUUGAUUUGACCUUGAUACGGUCCACCUCUCUUCUAAUUGAUAUUUUUUUAAUAUAUCAAGAGCACAUACCUAGCACCGAAUUAUGCAAAUGUAGAAUUAAGGCCAGUGAAUUUAGAGAUCCCAUGGAAUGUUUUGAUAAAUGCAUUUCCAAUUGAAACAGGAUGUUGGAACAGGACAUAUUAGGGCUUGGCCUCUUAUUCCCAUUGAAGCUCAAAGUCAUUCCUUUGGUUAAGACAACUUCUUGUAAAUGCUUUAUUUGUUGCCUCAAUAGAAAUGAUAGAAAAUAAUUUUAACCGGUAUAUAGUCUUAAUCAUGGAAAUGUUAAUGCCUUUUAUAUUAAAUGUCACAUUAUAUCGCAGAAUCAAACAAUAGCCAAAUUAAACAUUUCCUUUUCUUUGUGUUUUCAGUUAGCCUGGCUAACGCCAGACCCAAUUCUCGUUGAGACUUGGGUCUUGGAACUACAUGUUCAUUUUCUCGUAGGUUUACGAAUGCCCGGCGCCGUUUAUUGGGUGCUAAGAAUGUCUAUCAAAUGCGCCUGUACGUAGCUCAUAGCCAAUCGUUUCAAUUAGAAAAACACAAGUAUUAAGUACAGUUUAACAUAGAUGUUGAAGUUGGUAUUUGCAUUGGAAAUAGUUUGCGCUUGAACUUCACAAGUUUAAAAAUGUUAAAAAUUUAAUUUAAUGACUAAAGUGUCAACAACUUUAAUUGGGUACGUGUGCACAGCUGAAAGUUAUGCAACUAAAGCGGUAGCUGUAUAUUGAUUUUGAAAAGCAACACAACUUAGGGGCACUUUGACAACCACAGUAGGUAGUCUACAGGCAUAAUGACAAUACGAUAUUAAUAAAUACCAUUUACCAUUAAUAAGUUAAACGGACUUCGUCGACGACGAUGCCUAGCAGGUUGGAACUACAACUCAGUGGCUAACAUGUCUUGCCAUUUUGCGCUCAUCCAGGCCUCAGGACUGCCGAACAGAAGUUGGUAUCGACAAUUCUUUAUCGCAUUUUCUUUCUCGGGACACAGCUGAGAGGCAGAUGUUCCAAGGUUGACCGCCUCCUGUACCUGGUCCUCCAUUAUGGCGAUUAAUGGCGAGACAACAAUAACGACUGGGGACUCGCGAAGUUUAACGCCAAAAGCUGCUCUUUUUUCGAAAUAAACUUGCAUUCUAAACUACUUAGAACAAUAUCUAGGGCUGCAUCAAAAUGUAGCUUCGUGUCUGCUGCCAUGUUGAAUCCAUAGAAAUAAACAAACUGCUUCGGUGUGUCGCAUAGAUGUCGUCAUCGUCUUGCUGCUCCCUACCCGUUCUGUGAUUGGUUCCCUAAAUGAGGCGAAAAUCUGGACCAUGGUAUCCAUACUGCCUUUCAGUGUGAAUAAAAUCGCGCUGUGGGAAACCCAGGCUAGUUUUCAGUUAUCCUUCGUUAAAAAGCUAAAUACCUAGCCUACUAGUUCAACACAGCACUAAGAAAACCUCUUUUGAUUAGCUUCAACAAGAUACCCUGAUUGUUUUGGAACAGGCUUUGAGCAAGUGGGAUAGGAUUCUCCAGAGGGAUCUUGUUGAUGCAAAGAAAAGAAAUACUGAACAUUUUAAAAUGCGUAAAUCUAUUAAAAGUUUCCAAACUUUUAAAGACCCGGUGUGGUGAAAAUGUGUCAAUGUGGUGUUUUCAAUACAAACCAUGUGCAAAUUCAAAAGUCAUUACACAUUAUUGUCCCCAUAAAACCGCGAUUUGACACGCCCGUUUCCUGACAUCACAAACAUGUAGCCAAUCCCAUCAACGUGUGGGGCGGGGCUUUUCUACAGUGACUUUCUAUGUUUAAAGAGUUCCUGAGGCAGCAGUCUGACUCUGAGAUGGCAAACGGGAACAUGGUUUGUGUAACAUUAGCAACACAUAAUUAGCUGUUGGAUAAUGUAGUCAAGCAAUAGCUAAUCAUAUCAAUUACUGUUAUGUGUCCGGCGUUGUAGAGAGCAAUACAUAAAACACAUUAAAAUAACUUGUAGACAACCCUGUAUGCUUUUCUUGUCCUCUCCUUCUGGAUCAGUUUUUGUGGUUGAAAUAUGGCUGAAUUAAACCAGUAUUUCCACCUA